AUGAAGACAGUAUCUGCAGCAAUAAAAACAAUACGUCUGAUUAAAAAACCCUCUAUAACCUCGACGACGUCUACAAUGAUGAGUUCAGUCAGUAGUAACAGUUCAUCAGCAGCUUUUACAACAAAUCCAAUCGAAACUCCUUCGCAUCAUCAUCAUCAAUCCAGUGUAAUAAGUCGUUUACAACAUUUAAUCAAUACGUCAUCUACUACACCAAAGUGUCCGCCUCCGCUUCCUAGCGCUAAUACUAUCCUACCUCAGUGUGAUUCAUCACUACCUCAUACUACUAACACUUUUAGUAAUAGUAGUAUAAGUCAUACAACAACAACAACAACUACUACUACUACUACUACUAAUGCUGGAGAAGAUGAUGAGCAUAUUGAAUAUCGUGAAAUUGAUCCAAUCAGUACAAAUGCCUUGGCUAUUGUCACAGAACGAUUUGGAUAG
Trichobilharzia regenti is the source of this 444-nucleotide messenger RNA. The record is from the annotation of a GenBank genome assembly. Lineage: Eukaryota; Metazoa; Platyhelminthes; Trematoda; Strigeidida; Schistosomatidae.